AUGUAAAGGCAUAGUACAGUUCAUAGCAGGAGAACAGAAGCCAGUAGUCAGAAAACAUUUAUACUCUGAAGCCUGUGGGGCCUUCAGGACCAUAUAACAUAUUUCUGCUCUCCAAAUGAACGGCCAUUUACAUCUGAAAUAUUCUGAUGUUGCAAAGUUUACCGUGAUCUACAACAGAAAUAGCAACUACAUGUGUAAGCCAAAAACCAAAGAUGGAGCAUAGCUUGCAGAAGAAAAUGUACACAACUGAAAUCACCUGAAAUCCAGUACUGAGCUGUGCAUUUGCCAUCAGUUUAUAGGCAAUUUCUGGGCUGGAGGCUGAUUUUGGUGCUGCAUAAGCAGGUUAUGCAGCGUAAAUUCUACAGUUCUUUAUAUUGAUUUAAACGUUGUUUUAAAAUGUUUAGUGGAAAAACAGUGGCUUUACCACAGCAAAGUAUAUAAUGCCAAGUAUUUGUAAGGCAACGGUACCAGUAUGCUGCUUUAUUUUUGGCUUCCUGUACUUUUUCCUCAUUUAUACAGAAGGAACUUUUAAAUGCUUGAGUAGGCAUGGAGGAUAAAAUACUGAAAUCAAUCAAGUAUUUUGACAAUGCCAGUAUUUAAAUGACAGCCUUCAUGGGAGCGUGCCACAGGAAGAUCUGUUUCUUGGAUGCAUCCCAAAAGCUCCCCAGAUAUCCAAUGUCAUGCAGCAAUCCCUAUGGACUCCCAGCAGAAAAUGCAACAUUCAGCAGAAAAGCAGCUUGCUCACUUCCCUGGUUCUCUGCACCCCAGGUUUCUGGUAUUCCUGAUAAAUUCCCUUCUGUCUUCCUUCAGUUUUAUUGCCCUCUGGACUUCCAGCUACUGCCAGAAAUUACUUUACAAAGUUCAACACUGACUGAUUUUUAUGUUGUUCCUUUAGCCUUUGCUGUGGUGUGCCUGCUGCUGUUAACUGUGAUGACGAUUUCAGACCCUUCAACUCAAGUCUUGAUAGAGAAAGAACCCAGAAGGCAGAGGGCGGUGGCCCCGCAGUGCUGAGGAACGGAGUCCCGGGCGCGCUGCCGGAGCGCGGGGCUGGCGCCGCUCGCUGGGAGCGCUCAGCAUGAGCCCGGCCGUACGGAAGGUGGAGGCUUCGGGCGAGGGCCGCUUCGUCUGCGUGCAGUGGGAGGACGGCAGCGAGAGCAGCUACCCCUGCGUCUGGCUGAGGGACAGCUGCCAGUGCCCCCUCUGCUUCCUGCCCUCCGCCGGAGCGCGCAGGCUGCUCCUCGAGGAUUUGGAUAUCAACAUCGCGGUGAAGCAGGUUGCUCUGGCAGAUAGCAAAAAGAUCUCUAUUACGUGGCCUGAUGAACACACAAGUGAAUAUGAAGCUGAGUGGUUGAAAAAACGAUGCUUCUCUGAAGAAGCCAGAGCUGUAAUGCAAGCAGAUUUAUUUUUACCAGAACGUCAGUACUGGGGCUCAGACCUUCAACUUCCCGAAAUAGCUUUUGAAGAAAUCAUGUACAAUGAUGAAAGUGCAUACAAGUGGUUGUGCACCCUAAAGAAAGUAGGAAUUGUUCUACUGACAGGAGCUGCUACAAGGCAGGGAGAAUUGAUUAGACUUGGCCACAGGAUUGGGUUCCUUCGUCUCACAUUUUAUGGACCAACUUGGCAAGUGCAAGACAAAGCAGAUGCUAACAACGUAGCUUAUACAACUGGGAGACUCUGUUUUCACACUGAUUAUCCAGUUCUGCAGCAUCCACCUGGGGUUCAGUUUCUUCACUGUAUAAAGCAAACAGCUGCAGGAGGUGAAAGUGAAGUUGUAGAUGGAUUUCAUGUAUCCAACAAGCUGAAGAAACAAAAUCCUGAGGCAUAUCAGAUCCUGACCUCUACUGCUGUAGACUACACUGAUGUUGGGGUGGAUUACUGUGAUUUUGCCGUGCACUGUAAACAAACGAUUAUAGACACGGAUUCCAGAGGCCAAGCAAUUCGCAUCAAUUUUAAUAAUGCAACAAGAGACACUGUGUUUGAUAUACCAGCUGAAAAAGUGAGGCCAUUUUAUGCAGCUCUAAAGGAAUUUAAUGAUUUAUUGAACAGCGCAGAACAUAAGUUUACUUACAAGCUGAAACCAGGAGACAUACUGACAUUUGAUAACUGGCGUGUGCUUCAUGGUCGCCAAAGCUACCCAUCCUGUACAGAAGUGACACGUCACCUGGAAGGUGCCUAUGCAGACUGGGAUGUAGUCAUGUCAAGGCUCCAGCUCCUUAGGAAAAGGGUCCUGAAUAGGGAUUGAGCUUUCUUCUAACUAGAAUGAGCGAAACGUAAAUUAUCUAACCUCAGUCACAACAGCAAUAUUAAAAAAAAUGAGUCUUCUUUUCAGAAACUAAUAUCACUUCUGAUAUGUCAUAGAACCUGGCUUGUCAUAGAACCAGGGUAAAGGCUUUGAACUGACAGAGGGUAGGUUUUGAUUAGAUAUGAGGAAGAAAUUCUUUACUGUGAGGUACUGCAACAGGUUGCUUAGAGAAAAUGUGGCUGCCCAGUCCCUGGAAAUGUACAAGGCCAGGCUGGGUGGGGCUUGCAGCAACCUGGGAUAGUGAAAGGUAUCCUUGCUUAUUGCAGAGGGAAUGAGAUGGUCUUUAAGGUCCCUUUCAACCCAAACAAUUCUAUGAGUCUGACAUAAAUAUAUUUUUGAUUUCUAUAAGCUAAGAAACAUUUUGUUCAUAACAAUUUAUCUGUGCCCUGGUCUUUGAAUCUAGGAAAUAUAUUGCUAUGUCUGUAAGUUGAUGUGCUUUUAUAAAAGCAGCGUGCAAAGUGCCUUGAAAGAUUGUCACUUCACUGGACUGACUGCGGAUCACAAUGCCUUCCUUUGCCUCUACCUAUCUACCUGCCCUCCCUAGAAGGCUUGAAAGGUAAAACGAAAAAGGUAUCGUUAACUAAAUUUUGUUAUAAACGGCACCUUCCUUUAUUUUCAGAGAAGCAUUCUUUAUUGCAUAAAUCAUAACUAAAAUUCACUAUCAAAAAAAAAAAAACCACACUGUUUUUUUAUUUUAGGUAGGACUCUGCUGUAAUGCAUGAUGUCAUUGAACACAGGCUGUAUUUAUCCAUUUAUACAUCCCCCUGUACAUGUUUUGAUUAUCACAGCCACAAAUAUUUUUUUUUACAUUUCCACGUCCGUAAGCUCAGAAAUCACAAACCUACCGAAGACUGCAUCAUAUUAAUGUUCCUCUGCAUUAGGAAGAUAAAUCACUCCUAGCGCAGAGGUCGUAGACAGGAUCGGAAAUCCUAUCAGAGGCCAUGUACAGACCUAAGCUCUGUACAGCAGAUUUUUGAGUAGAGUCAAAAGGAGGAAUGCUGAUGGUGCUUGGUGGCUAGAAACGACAAAGCAGAAGUGGGUAUUGACUUUGCAUGUGACAGAAAUGUGGCAACUGAACCCAAAUUCAUUUUUGUUACACCUCCAAUAGGUCUUUAGGAUGUUUUCCUCUACUCUGGAUUCUGAAUAAAAAUCACAUUAUCUAGAAAUGACUGCAGCCAAAGCAGUGGAGUUCUUUCCGUACAUUCAGAUGCCAAAUGGAAAAAGAAAGAAUGUCAAAGUACUUGUUUUCAUACUUAGCAACAUGUCCACUGAGUUUAUUUUUCACUGUUCUUAUAGCUGCAGAGUUAACAGGAUACCUCUCACCAUGCUGUGAGCUGGACAAAAUAACCACUCUUCCACCCUCAAAUCCUUCUGUUCAACUGUGUAUUUUCAAACUGUUCCUUCCAAGUCAAAUAAAUCCCAGUCUCUUCUUGGAAGGGUAAUACAAUAGAACUACAAUUACAGAAUUAAAUAACCGUAGAAUUAAAAUAAGGCCGGGUUAGAUGGAGCUUUGAGCAACCUGAUUCAGUGGAUGGUGUCCCUGCCCAUGGCAGGGGGACUGGAACUGGAUGAUCUUUAAGGUCCCUUCCAACCCAGACCACUCUAUGAUUCUGUGACCUAAGAUCAGUUUGCAAACACUUCCAUAGCUCCUGCUCAUCAUUUAACAACAGAGAUCAGCUGAAUAAUCAGAUAAAACUCAAAUAAGCCUUUUUGUCAUAGGGCAGUUUGAAUGUAGUCCUCUUUAUUAAAUAGUGAAAUGUUAUUGUCAAAGUUAUGACCUCAUUAAAUAAUCUAACAAAUCUGGAGUUUAGGGGUAAUUAAAUCUCUCAGUGCCUUCUUUAAUAAUUUAUUCUGGAAACAUGAGAAAAAAAAAAUUUUUGUCUUUGCAAUAAAAAGGGAAAAGCUGAGGAAUGAUUAAUACCUAUAUUCAUAAUGCUCUGCAUUAACUGUGAUAUUUUCCAUAUAAAAACGGAGUGAAUGUUGCAAUUUAUAACUGUUAAGAUAUCUUGUGAUUUAUACCAGUCUUUAAUAGGGAAGAGAUAUUUUCCACUUGUAUUCUGUACUUUUCUGCACACUUCCAUUCAAAUUUCUUUUUAUUAAAAGCAUUUAUGGAACUGA
Vidua chalybeata is the source of this 4420-nucleotide messenger RNA. RefSeq names its product gamma-butyrobetaine hydroxylase 1 (gene BBOX1). The record is from RefSeq and is a predicted model, not a curated record. NCBI's taxonomy places the organism in Eukaryota, Metazoa, Chordata, Aves, Passeriformes, Viduidae. Gene Ontology annotation, biological process: carnitine biosynthetic process. The transcript is spliced from 8 exons. Gene Ontology annotation, cellular component: mitochondrion. The coding region runs from base 1076 to 2242 and encodes 388 amino acids. Gene Ontology annotation, molecular function: gamma-butyrobetaine dioxygenase activity; iron ion binding.